CGGUCAUAUGGUCACACUGCUUGCCAAAAAAAAUAUCAGGGCAAAAUUUUUACGUAGCAGUGAAGCAAAAAACUCCUAGCACAGGAAUAAUAAUUCGUAGCACAUAAAAGGAUACGGUGGUACGAUGGCCGCCAUAGUACUAACUCGCAACAUGCAGUUGGCCAAGCACCAUGGCAGCGGUGUCGUUGGAGUAUUGUGCCUGCGUGGAUAUGCUGCCGCUGCUGAGGAUGCUCCACGCCCGUUGAAGACCACCAAUCCGGCUGCCAUGAAGCGGGGCACUGGCGGCAGAAGCAGUUUCAAUGGAAUUGUCGCUACUGUCUUUGGAGCAUCCGGCUUUGUAGGUCGCUACGUGUGCAACAAACUGGGCAAAUCAGGCACGCAAAUGAUUCUGCCAUAUCGGGGCGACGAUUCAGAGAUUAUACGCCUUAAGGUUUGCGGCGAUUUGGGUCAAGUCUUGUUCCAUUUCUAUAAUUUGGAGGAUCCAAAGUCGAUACGGGAAGCUGUCAAGCACUCGAAUGUGGUAAUCAACCUAGUUGGACGCGACUAUGAGACCAAGAAUUUCAAAUUCAAGGAUGUGCAUGUAAAUGGUGCCGCACGCCUGGCCAGCAUCUGUCGUGACGCCGGUGUGGAACGAUUCAUUCAUUUGUCGUCGCUCAAUGUAGAAGCCAAUCCUGAGCCUUUGAUCAUCAAGGGCGGAAGCCAGUGGCUUAAGAGCAAAUAUGAGGGUGAGUUGCGAGUACGGGAUGCUUUCCCCAAUGCUACAAUUAUUCGGCCAUCGGACAUCUAUGGCUCGGAGGAUCGUUUCUUGCGCUACUAUGCUCACAUUUGGCGCCGUCAGUUCCGUUCUAUGCCGCUGUGGUACAACGGCGAAAAGACUGUCAAGCAGCCAGUUUUCGUUUCGGAUGUGGCUCAAGCAAUUAUCAAUGCCGCCAAGGAUCCCGAUUCAGCUGGUCGCAUAUACCAGGCAGUUGGGCCCAAACGCUAUCAAUUAAGUGAGCUAGUCGAUUGGUUCCAUCGCCUUAUGCGCAAAGAUCAGAAACGUUGGGGCUAUCAGCGUUAUGAUAUGCGCUGGGACCCUACUUUCCUGCUUAAGGCUAAAUUUACCCAAUGGAUUUGCCCAGGAGCCCCGGUUGCUGGUCUGCAUCCUGAUAGGAUUGAACGCGAGGCUAUCACUGAUAAGGUCUUGCCCGGUGUGCCAACGUUAGAAGACUUGGGUGUCCAGUUGACCACCAUGGAGGAGCAAGUGCCUUGGGAGCUACGCCCCUACCGCGCCGCCCUCUACUAUGAUGCCGAAUUGGGUGAAUUUGAGACGCCAUCGCCUCCCAAAUCGAUUGAGAGUCGCGAUGAGCUUCGUUUGUUUGCUUAAACGAUUGAUUGUUAUAUUGUGUGAAAUUUGUAGUGAAAUCAAUAAAUAUUGAAGACGACGAAAA
This is a messenger RNA of Drosophila willistoni, 1430 nucleotides long. RefSeq names its product NADH dehydrogenase [ubiquinone] 1 alpha subcomplex subunit 9, mitochondrial (gene ND-39). The record is from RefSeq and is a predicted model, not a curated record. The coding region runs from base 125 to 1366 and encodes 413 amino acids. The transcript has 4 exons. Lineage: Eukaryota; Metazoa; Arthropoda; Insecta; Diptera; Drosophilidae. Gene Ontology annotation, cellular component: mitochondrion. Gene Ontology annotation, molecular function: protein-containing complex binding.